AGUAACGCCCCCCUAAACGAACAGCUGUUUUUUUUUCCCCCUCGCGCCUUUUCGCCGUCAUGCACAGGCUUAAAAUUAUUUCGGGACAUUUGCGUCCGCCGUUCCCGGAGGAAAAGGGGACCGUGUGGGCCAACGAGUGCGCGGCGUCGGCGGCUGGGCCGGACGACGUGGUGGUGGUACACGGCCUCAGGACCCCCAUUGGGAAGGCCAAGCGAGGAGCUUUCAAGGACACGACGCCCGACGAGCUGCUGAGCGCCGUAAUGAGCGCUGUACUGAAGGACGUGGGUUUGUCUCCUGACCUGCUGGGCGACGUGUGCGUGGGAAACGUGCUCCAGCCCGGGGCCGGAGCCUUGAUGGCGCGGGUGGCUCAGUUCCUCAGCGGCUUCCCCGACUCGGUUCCCGUCUACACUGUCAACAGGCAGUGCUCGUCCGGACUGCAGGCCGUGCUCAACAUCGCAGGGGAGAUCCGGAGCGGCUCCGUGGACCUCGGCCUCGCCUGCGGCGUGGAGAGCAUGUCCCUGCGCUCCAUCGGGAAUCCCGGAGAUUUGAGCUCCAGGCUGGUGGACAACGACAAGGCCAGAGAUUGCAUCAUCCCCAUGGGCAUGACGUCAGAAAACGUCGCAGAGAGAUUCGGGAUCUCCAGGGAGAAGCAGGAUGCCUUCGCGUUGACGUCUCACCAAAAGGCGUCGCGGGCACAGGCGUCGGGCGCGUUCGACGACGAGAUGGUGCCCGUUGUGGCCAAGAUUGUGGACAAGGACGGCGAGGAGCGGCAGGUGACGGUCGCCAAGGACGACGGCUUCCGGCCCGCAACCACGCUGGCAGGGCUGGCCAAACUCCCGCCAGCCUUCAAGCCCGACGGCGCCACCACGGCCGGUAACUCGAGUCAAGUCAGCGACGGGGCGGCCGCCGUGCUGCUGGGCCGCCGCUCUGCCGUGGAGGCGCUGGGCUUGCCGGUCCUUGGAGUCCUGCGGGCCAGCGCCGUGGUGGGGGUGCCGCCGGACAUCAUGGGGAUCGGGCCCGCCGUCGCCAUCCCAGAGGCGCUACGCAAGGCCGGACUGAGCGUGGACGACAUCGACGUGUUCGAGAUCAACGAGGCGUUCGCCAGUCAGGCGGUGUACUGCGUGGAGAAGUUGGGGAUCCCCCCGGAGAAGGUAAACCCCAACGGGGGAGCCAUCGCUCUGGGUCACCCGCUGGGCUGCACGGGCGCCCGCCAGCUGGUCACCAUGUUGCACCACCUCAGACGACAACACAGGAGGGCCUACGGUGUGGUGUCCAUGUGCAUCGGCACCGGGAUGGGAGCGGCCGCCGUCUUCGAAUAUCCCGGCCCGUGAUGAAGCGUGGGACCGCGUGGUCGCACACACGAACCACGCAGUCCUGAUCGCUCCAUCGAUCAUGUUGAAUGAUUGAUUGAUUGAUUGAAAUCGAUUCAAACAGCUUCUACCCUCCGGCAUCAACAAGUUGAAAAGUUGACUUUGCUCCCGUGGAUUUAAAAAAGAAAAAUCUAAGAUAAUCACAUUUAGAGCUUUUAUUAAAUUAAUGAACAGCUAUUUUGAUAAUCAUUUAGCGCUAUUGAUCUUACAACCGCCCAUAUUCUCUUUCUGCCUCUCAACGGUGAAUACCUUACUUCCUGGCCUACAGAGCGCACCUGCUUACAAACCUCACAGAGUACAUUUGUAAAGGAAAUACCAUUUGGUACACGCAUAGGCCGCAGCUGUGUAAAAGCUACAACUGCACACAUUGAAACACGAAAUAUUUAUAAAGAAAGACGGUACACAGAAAGAGUUUAAUGCUAGUGCGGUGCUAACGCUAGUGCUAACACUGCACUAAAGCUAAUGCUAACGCUGUCAGGGCCGGUUAAAAUAAAACCUAUCGAUAAAUAUCACUGAGACACGCAGUAACACAGCAGCAACGUGCUAGCGCUAACGCUAGUGCCGCGGUAACAGGGCCGGUAAAAGUCACUUCCUUGGCACAUAUAUUCCACCGGUCUCAUUCUUACAUUUUCCACUGGAGUGCCCUCCUUGCGGCCAUGAAAAAAAAAAAAAACGCACAAAUUAGCCGCAUCACCGCAUAAACCGCAGGGUUGAAAGCGUGUGCGGAAAAAAGUCGCGGCUUAUAGGCCGGAAAUUACGGUAUUCUGUUUUCUGCAGUCCUCCAAGAAAGCUUUUCUUAAUCAAAAUAACACAUUGACAAACAUCUGCUUUUGUGUCAGUAAACAACAUGAAUCCGAAUAGUAGUUUAGACGUGCCCUGCGAUUGGUCAGCGACCAGUUCAGGGUGUACCCCGCUUCUUUCCCGGAGAUUGUUGCAAUGGACUCCAGCACACUCGUCACCCUAGUGAGGAUAAUUGGGCCGGAAGAGGAAUAAAUUACGUACACAUGUACAAAAAAAUGUGCAAGGAUGGGAAGAUGAUUGAAAAUGGAGUUGCAUUGCAAUUCCAAGUUACAGUAGUCAUGAAGGGAUGCAUCGGCAGGACCCUUUGAUCCAUCCAUCCAUCCAUUUUCUUUGCUGCUUAUCCUCACAAGGGUCACAGGGAGUGCUGGAGCCUAUCCCAGGUCUCAACGGGCAGGAGGCGAGGUACACCCUGAACUGGUGGCCAGCCAAUCACAGGGCACACCGAGACGGACGACAGUCGCACCCACAAUCACACCUAGGGGCAAUUUAGAGUGUCCAAUUAAUGUUGCAUGUUUUGGGGAUGCGGGCCGAAACCGGAGUACCCGGAGAAAACCCACGUAGGCACGGGGAGAACAUUCAACCUCCACACAAGUGGGGCCGGGAUUGAACCCGUGUCUUCAGAACUGUGGGCCAUUUGACGUUUCCGCUUAAAAUGUCAAACCAGAUGGAAUUAAGAAAAUGUUUACUGAUAAAAUGAAAUGUAAUUACUGUACAUAAUAAAAGAUGUUUGUUGCAUUAUG
Syngnathoides biaculeatus (alligator pipefish) is the source of this 2911-nucleotide messenger RNA. RefSeq names its product acetyl-CoA acyltransferase 1 (gene acaa1). Gene Ontology annotation, molecular function: acetyl-CoA C-acyltransferase activity. The record is from RefSeq and is a predicted model, not a curated record. Gene Ontology annotation, biological process: fatty acid beta-oxidation; phenylacetate catabolic process. Bases 60 to 1331 code for a protein of 423 amino acids. Lineage: Eukaryota; Metazoa; Chordata; Actinopteri; Syngnathiformes; Syngnathidae. Gene Ontology annotation, cellular component: peroxisome. The transcript is spliced from 12 exons.